This is a messenger RNA of Dufourea novaeangliae, 634 nucleotides long. RefSeq names its product 39S ribosomal protein L48, mitochondrial (gene mRpL48). Bases 89 to 613 code for a protein of 174 amino acids. The transcript is spliced from 4 exons. The record is from RefSeq and is a predicted model, not a curated record. NCBI's taxonomy places the organism in Eukaryota, Metazoa, Arthropoda, Insecta, Hymenoptera, Halictidae. Gene Ontology annotation, cellular component: mitochondrial ribosome.
ACAUAUGGACUAAUCGCAUAAAGUUUAAUGUAAUGGUUUUAGGUAUUGAAAAUUGAUUACUGAUUUCAAAAUAGUAAUUCAAUCUAAAAUGGUGUUCCAUAUUAUGAAACAGAUUGCUGUAUGCUGUCGUCGGCCACUAAUAAAUAAAACAUUGAGGUUUUAUGGCAUAUAUGAACCUCCUUAUUUAUCGAAACCACGUGAAGGUGCACCAUUUUAUCCAGUAUUGAAUAUACAGAUGAGAGGAUAUGUUUACCCUUUACUUGAAAACUACCAAUCUUUCAUUCAUCGUAUUGCAAAAACGUUGGACAUUGAUGUUGAAGACAGUUUUGCUUAUCCUCAUAAAGAAUAUAAGGUAGAAAGAUAUAAAAAGAACAGUGCAAUAGUUGAUUCUGAAUAUGCACUUAAACUUUAUGAAAGGGAUAUACAGAUAUCGAAUGUAUCUACUACAACAUGUCCUAUUUUAAUUAGAAUAUUAGAAGCAACUUUACCUGAAGGAGUUUCAUUACAUAUAGAUAAAUACGAUUCUGACCUAGGAAAAAAACGUUACAUACCCGACAAAGAUUUACUUGAUAUGAAAUCUGAAUUAACCGAAAUGCGGAAACCCAGAACUUAAUCAUUAUUAAGUGUCAUCAUU